CCAACCUGAGCACACUUUCUACCGGACAGCAAAGCCUUUAUCUGAUCUAAUCUGAUCUUCGGCAAUUGACGCUCCGCGCCCUGAUUGCACCGCGCCUGCAGUUCAAUGACACCUCCACCCGGCCAGAUAGGCUUUACCGACCGCUGUCUUUUUUGAUUGCUGCACUAGAAUCAACCAGCACAUGCAUACCUGAUGAAUUAACCUACACGAUCCGCCAAACGAAGAACAGAAGGACGCAUCCGACGAGGAGAAAGCGGACAUGAAGCUCAUUUGCCAUGUCUAAGGCGGCGGUGAAGAAGCUGCACUGGCGCUCCAAGGUGCAGGACAGCUUCGUCCCCUUGCUGGGCUCUUCGGGGGAGCUGGGGAUCGCCAUUGGUGGAGGAGCAGAUUAUGGAGAGUUUCCUUUUGUCACGUCGGCUCCGGGGGGCGGACUCAUAGUAGGCGAUAUCAUCCUAGAGAUUGGGGGAACACCUGUAUUAGGGAUGACAUUAGGAGAUGUCCGCGGUGUCCUCAACUCCUGCCCCCAUCCUAUCCGCAUCAAAACUGUGUCACCAGGCUCCACAUUGUGCAAGGAUCUCAGGUUGUAUCUGAGUAAGUGCUUCACACCCGGCUCAGUGGACAGCCAACUUCAGCAGGUCAUCCGAGAGAACCUCUACCUCCGCGCUGUACCUUGUACGACCAGACAGCCCAGAGAUGGGGAAAUCUCAGGGGUAGACUACAACUUUGUCUCCAUUGAGGAGUUCUUCUCCCUGGAGGAGUCGGGAGCGCUGCUCGAGAGUGGAAAGUUCAAAGGGAAUUACUACGGCACGCCUCGACCCGUUCACAUCAGCGCAGAGAGCCCCCCCAUCACCUACCAGGAGCACCGCAACCUGCUCAGAAACUUCCGCACACGCAGCAAAUCACUGAGCAACCUGGAGAAAGCUGCAGAGGACGGCGAGAACAGCGAGGACGACUCAGGCCUGUCAGGAGGCUCUGCAGGUGUCAGCAGCAGCGUUCCUCCCCUCCAUCGGUCCCCCGGGCGGCCCCGGGCAUCCAGCAGCGGGGAUGGUCGUGCCAUAGAGAACGGGAUCAUCGGCAGCAGAAGUGGUGCCAGGGUGAGAGGUGUGAUGCCUGAUCACUGGGAGCUGGCCUUCAGCGACCCAGGAGAGUCUCACUACAUUGAUCGCAACCCAAAGAGGACCAGCUGGCAGAGUCCUCGAGCCUCAAGCAGGGAAACCGUCUACAAAAAUGAAUGGUUCACAGACCAGCCUGGGGAGCUGAGGGGUUUCCCUGUGCACACGCACUUGACCAAGGGCUCCAGAGGGUUUGGUUUCAAUAUCGUCGGGGGCAGCAGGCCAAGAGAGUUCCUCCAGGUCUACAGUGUAACUGCAAGUGGACCCACAGCUCUCAAGACAGCGGACAUCCUGGUUUACAUCAACGACGUUUGUGUGUUGGGAGUGUCUCACAAAGAGGUGGUGGAGAUGCUGAAGUCUGUGCCUGUGGGCCACAGUGUGGACGUAGAGGUCAGAAGAGGGUAUCCCAUGCUCUACAACCAUGACGGUUGUCCCAAGCAGCCACCGCCAAGGCUACUGGACAGCGGGGACCCCAUCCUAGCACCCACCACCACCCAGCCUCAGCCUCUUCACCAACUACCUCGCCUCCCAACGCCCACUCCCCAGACCCAGCACUUUAACUUUAAUGGGGCCCACAGUGACGGGAGCUACAUGGAACCAGGGGUGACUCUGGACUCCAACGGAAAUGCCACGUCUUUCGCUUCCAGACCGCCGCCCUCGUACAGACGCUCCAGUAUGAGCAACGCCGCCUCCUCCUCCUCCCCCGUUCGUCCUCCUCGUUCCCUGAGAAGUUUAGCCAGGCUGCAGUCGUUCGACCCAACGCUCGCCAGCCAGAGUGACAGCGAAGUCGUUUCUGCCAUCGGUUCACACAGGGCAUCAAUGAUUCGUAAUCACAACAAUAACUCCCUCUCGACACCUACUCAUCCUCUUCGUUACGGCACGUCCAAGUCGUCUGAGAGCGACCUGUCCACCUGCACCCUGUCAGGGUCCCGGCUGCCCCUGCCUCAGUCGCCAAGGAGGCCCUUGUCCUCCCCCGGCGGCCCCCGCAAUGCUCACUCCCACCUCUUCAGACCGCAGACCUCACACCUCAGACCCCCUCCCACCCCCGACAGCCCCCACCACCGCGGCUUCAACGGUUUCCAUGGCAACGCCAGCCCCACCGCGAGUCCCAGCAGCGUGUCCUCUCCUGGGGCGAUGAGCAUGGGCAGCGGAGCUGGCAGUUUCAGCGGAGGGGAGCUGGUGCCGGUGGCCUUGGCGCAGAGCGAAGGAGACCGAGGACUCGGCUUCAGCGUGACGGCCGGCGGUCCAGGAGGCAGGAUGACGAUAGUGAAAAGAGUCUGGGACAGGAAGCAGUGCAACUCCCUGCAGCCAGGGGAUGCUAUUGUCAAAAUCAACGGUGCAGAUGUCCAGAGUCUCAGCUUUGCACAGGUACAAACAGUUCUGCAGGAACACACCAAACAGGCAGAAGUCAUCUUGUUGGUUUACAGAGGAGCCAUCUAUCAUUCAGCCGUCUCCCCCGGCUCUAUUCGGAGACUCCCUCCACCUCUGCUCCGCCCGCCUCCUCCACCUAUUGGUUCAGACAACUCCUCUGUGCUCCCAGAAGCGCUGCCUAUGCCGCGCACUUCCAUUAGCGCACCUCCCUCCCCAGCCCCGAUGCGCUCCUCUCUGAUCCAGAGCACCAGCUUCUUGGAGUCGAUCCCAGUGACCCUGACCAUGGAGCCCAAAGACUGGAUCAACACGGGCCUGGAGGAUGAGGCGGGCGGUGUCACAGUGCCUGAUUCAGGUCUAGAGAGGCAGGGCGGCGAACGAACUCGGCCCCUACGAGGGUUCGAUGUGGAGCUGAGGAGGAAGCCAGGAGAGGGCUUUGGGUUCGUCAUUGCUUCUCAGGAUGUAGAGAACGGCAAAGCUGCUUCACUUCUCCCUCACCGGUUUGUGACGGUCCGUCGGGGCAGCCCAGCGGCCAAGAGCGGUCAGAUCCGGCCUGGAGACAGACUGGAGGCCGUGGAGGGACGCUCCGUGGUGACUCUGCCUCAUCGGGAGCUUGCUCAAAUCCUUCGGAGAGCGGGGAACACCCUGCGCCUCACCAUCAUCCCCCGUCCCAGCACCUAUUCUUCCAGCCUUUCAGAAACCACUGAGUAUGACCCCGGUCACAGAGGCAGAAAGGGUCAAAGGUCGCGUCCGAAGCGAGACUCCAGAUAUUACAGCGUCGACCUGGAUCGCGGCCCCUCAGGCUUCGGCUUCAGCCUCCGAGGGGGCAGCGAGUACAACAUGGGCCUCUACGUCCUGGGACUGAUGGAGGGGGGGCCGGCCUCACGCAGCCAAAAAAUGCAGGUCAGCGAUCAGCUGGUGGAGAUCAAUGGGGACAGUACAGCAGGGAUGACCCACAGCCAAGCGGUGGAGCAGAUCCGCAGAGGAGGCCACCGCAUCCACCUGGUGCUCAAGAGGGGAAACGGCUACGUGCCUGACUAUGGCCGUGAGCACAGAAUCACCUCCCCCUCCCUCCUGCAUCACCCCAAGAAGCAGGGUUUGGCUGCAGUAGACUCCAGCGGGCGGAGGGGCCACAGCUCGAAGCAGAAGAAGAGAAGCAGGUCUUCAAAUGGACGCGAGAGAGAGAAAGGGACGGGAAGGAGAAGACGGGGCUCAGAGGGAGGAGGGCGCUCGGGUUUGCAAAGCCCCGUCUCCGAGCGGGGAGAGGGGUCUCGGGAAGCCUCGGGCAGGAGGAGGAGGAGGAGAAAAGGGGGGACUCAGAGUUUACCCAGAGAUGCCCUCAGGAAUUUUGACGAUAGUGAGACAGAACGAGGGACUGUGAGGGGAAGGAAAAGGGAGAGGGAGAGAGGGAGAGGGAGGAGAAAAAGCAGAGAGAGGAAAAGCAGAAGCGAGGAGAGGGUGAGGAGGGUAGAGGGUGAAGAGCCUGAGAGGGAGGAAGAGCCUGAGCGAGAGGAAGAGCGGGAGGCACCUGCUGUUGAGGAAGGGGUGGAAGAAAGGACGGAGGAGGUGGAGGAGAGAGUCAGUUCAGAGAGAGAAGAGAGUGAGGCUGUUUUUCUACCCAUUCCGAUUCCCGACCAAAAGCUUCCCAGACCCAAAGAAAACUGGGAGGUGGAGAAUGAUGAAAACUGGGAGGUGGAGAAUGAUGAAAACUGGGAGGUGGCAGCAGAGUACAGAGGGCUGAGGAGAGAGGAGGAGCAGGGGAGGUCACUGGAUGGUGCGACAGAGCUGAACGACGGUCAGGAAGACGACGAUGCGCAGAGCGAGAGGCCUUUACCGAGCGUUGCUGUGAUGGAUCCGGUGUCACAGAAAAGGCCCUUCUCCUUCCUCGCCUCCUCUCUGUCCAUACAGCAGCAGCUGGGGGAUGAUGAGUCAGAGUCUGGAGGCAGCCAAUCUGACGGCAGCACGUCUGCUGCCAGCAUCUCGGGCCUUUCUCUGGCCGCCACAGAAGCGGGCAGGCGCAGGGCCAAGGUGCUGCCAGGCCCCUGGCUCACGCCCAGCCAGCAGAGGGCGGUUCAGGCCGUGGAGGGGGACGGGCGCCACGGGAGGCGGACAGGGCAGGGGGGAGGAAGACGCGCUGUCUCCUGAUUUUUAACAGGAAGGAGAGCAUGCAGCAGCUGAAUGACGCCGUAUCAGAUUCUCACACUGUUAGACCUCGACUUGUUUUCCACAGCUACCCACACUACCAACAUUUUCUCUCAGUCACUUCGAUAUCUACAGUCGUACGAAGUCAUAUUCUUUGUGCCUUUUUACAGCCGACCUCUGGCUGAUUCAAUAUCGAUAUCUCAUUUGAAUUUAUAAAUGAUGCCAACAUGGCAAAGCUCUGUCUGAGUUGCUGGCGGAACAACGGCGAUGUUGUCUUUGUCUCGCUGGCGCUGUGUUUCACUCCUCUCCUUACGUUUGUAAUAGAUGUUUCCAGGACAACAAGGUAUUUCAGACAUCUUGGCCAUCCUACUUCCUGCGUCUCACUCACCUCUCUGCAUCUCCGUCUUCGAGCGACUUUUUGCAGAGUGUCCACCAUGAAGCACCAUCCCGACUGUACAAAGACUGCAUAGACAUUCACUUAUACCUCAUGAAGAUACUGAGCAAUAAUAAUGCAACUGUACAAGACUAUCAGCCAUCCAUUUCCAGUGCGCCACGCCCACCUGGUCUGAGAGGACACAGUGUAACAUGUUUGUACAAUAUCCUCUUUGUCUUAUGUGGACACUUGCCUCGACUUGUGAUGUUGUUCCGUAUAACUGAAUAUCUGAUUGUGAUAAUGCAAAUCCCCUUCGGUGGCAGGCGUGAAAUCUAUAUUCUGUACAUAUGUGUAGAGAAAUAAAUGACAGAACCUAUUGUAAAUACUACCUGGAGCCAAGCCCUGAUUUGUAUUACUGUACCGUAAUACAUGUCUAUAUAAAUAUAAACAUAUGCAGUAUAUCUAUAUAUUACAUACAACAUCUACCCGUUCGUAUUAUUUAUUAAUGUGUGAUGAGAAGUGAAAAUUGGUAUAGCUUUCGUGAAAAUGUAAACACAGAACUAUAUUAUACCUGCCCUAUUCAUAAAUGAAUGUUUUGUAAUAUGCUGCUUGAGUGUGGAUAAGGAUACUCUGUAUUGUUGUACCCUUCUUCAGAAGUCAGCAAAAGAUGCCAAAAAUAUGCAUCCGGUGUGCAUAUUUCUUGUACUGUUAACAUUGUGUAUGUGGGGUCAGAACAAAGCCACUGUCUAGAUUCUAGAGAGUGCUGUGCCCAUCGUGCCACGUACAGUUGCCUUGGUAACAUAAACCACUUUAUCCUAACCACUGAUUUUUCUUACUGUGAAAACCCUUUGCUCUGAGGUCUCUAACACGCGAGAGGCGGGCGGGCCGUUGAGUGAUUUCAGUCAUGCCAAAAAAAAGGCCCUUAUUGUGACUCCACAGGAAUAAUAAUCAUAAGCCUCUGCAGAAGCUGAGCUCAGUGUCGCGUCUAGGAAGGCAAAAUAGCACAUCCUUUUGUUUUGCUCUCUUUUUAAAGAAAUUCCGUUAUGGGGGGGAUAAAAAAAAAAAAAAAGCUGAAUGGAUACUGUGAGAUGUUAUUUUUCUAUGAAAUUAUCUUUUUUGAAAUACUCAGGUUUUCAGAUACUUUGCUCUAGAUAAGCCAUGAGGAAGAAAAGCUACAAAGUGACUUCACGCCGUUUUCAGAACACAGAGUGGAUUUGUAUGAUUUAGACAUUGAAGCAAUGUUGCGUUGGUUAUUUAUGGCGGCAUUAGGAGACGCAGACUGUUACAGCUCUUUGUUACCAGCCCAUAAUUAUCAAAAGAUGGAUGCUAUAUGUGAGGUCAUUCCUUCACGUGUACCUGUUUUGAACAAACCGCAGAACUGAAAUAAAGUGCUUGGUGUGCCCUGCCCAUUUGUUUGCAUUACUGUGCUGCAGAAAUGGCAGCACAGUGAGCAAACUGACAUACUGUCUCCCCCAACCAGUGACUGUACAGAGUAGCUUGGUAGCCUAUACGUAAGAGUUAUUUUAUAACGUUUGCUAAUGUUCUUUUUUUAGACUUUCAUUUCCUAAGGGGGGAUUAUAUGGCCGGACUGUAAACAUGUUCUAAUAAAAAACUCCAAAUA
Messenger RNA from Chelmon rostratus (copperband butterflyfish), 6616 nucleotides. It is a transcript of the gene magixb, whose product is annotated as membrane-associated guanylate kinase, WW and PDZ domain-containing protein 2. The transcript is spliced from 17 exons. The record is from RefSeq and is a predicted model, not a curated record. Gene Ontology annotation, molecular function: protein binding. Bases 276 to 4625 code for a protein of 1449 amino acids. Gene Ontology annotation, biological process: signal transduction. Gene Ontology annotation, cellular component: cytoplasm. NCBI's taxonomy places the organism in Eukaryota, Metazoa, Chordata, Actinopteri, Chaetodontiformes, Chaetodontidae.